This is a messenger RNA of Hirundo rustica (Barn swallow), 5483 nucleotides long. RefSeq lists its product as uncharacterized. The transcript has 2 exons. The record is from RefSeq and is a predicted model, not a curated record. Lineage: Eukaryota; Metazoa; Chordata; Aves; Passeriformes; Hirundinidae. Bases 2771 to 3874 code for a protein of 367 amino acids.
UUGUGCUCUCUGCAGUCAAUUACACCUGUGCCAAGUGGUUGUGAAUUGCUCCUAUUCAUGAGCUGAUGGAGCUCUAUCUUGCUCUGUGCCCAGCAUAGGAGGCCACAAAAAGCGGCACAUGGUCCAGGACUGAGCCCACUUUUCUUACAGCCAGAGGACGUGUACUUCAAAACAAAGACCCGCCAAAAAAAAAUACAUUAAACCAGCAAGAACUUUGGGCAGGUGUCUAAAAGGCUCAACCUCCGAAAAAGCCUGAGAUCAGCGUCUGUCCGCUUUUUUCUGGAGGGCCUCGCCUCAAUGCAGCUGCAUCUGUUGGAAAUGUCUAUCGUCAACAUCUAACAGCUCAGUGUCCUACCGCUAAUUUUCUCCUCUGGGUUGUCAUCCCAAAGUCCAAUGUUCGACGCCAAUUAAGGUUGAUUUGAAAAAAAAACCACAGGGAGCAGCCCGAGUCAGACACCUUCUUCACAGAAGUAAUGGUGAAUGCUCAUUUUACUGAGGGUACACAGGGUUCUUUUAUACAUAUAUCAUUCUAGUGCAUAAGCUGUUCACGCGGCAUUUUACUACUGGCUAUUGGCUAUCUCCUCGUGUCCACGAGCUCCAGGCGGCUAUCCUAUUCGCUAGUGUUAUCUGCAUAAGCAUUCUUUUGCAGUCACUUGUUUUCAGUUUUGUUAAGAGGAAAAGCUGGUUCUCAGGUUCGGUGUGCUGGUUCUCAGGCUCAACGUCCUUGACAGUGCGAAAACAACAGAACUUUCCUAGCACUGUAAGGCCUUUCUGUGUCUGCCUCCAAAAAUCCUGCUACAUCCAGGCACAAUCCUACUGCCUGCUGAGCAUCUGUGGAAGAUCCUGAGCAUCUUCAUGCCUAGAAGCACCAAAUAGUUCAGGCUCUCCCUGAACUGGGUCUUCAGGGGAGGUUGCCAUAUUUCUGUGAGAUUUGUUCAUCCCUCAACACCUCUGACUUUAUAUACAAUGGUGCAUUUGGCUUCCUUCCAAGCUCCUCUGUGUCAGUGAGUAACCAUCCACGUGGAUGGAGGAUAUGGUGUACAGGAAGAUGUAUUCCUGGAUUGCCACUUUGCUUCACUGUCAUUUAGUUGAACAUGGUCCUUUUAUCUAAGAAGGACUUCUGAGAAGUGUGCAGGAAUUUUGGCUCUGAGAGGAGCAGAAGGCACAUCUUCUACCAAGAUUUCUACCAGAUUCCCAGCUGACGCAGUUUCCCUGGCAAAACAGUGGUUCCCAUUCAUCUUCCUGGCAAGAAUGUGAAGACCCACUGAGAGAUCACAGGUUUGGGUGGCCUUUGGCUUUGUGUGCCUCAUUUGAUGUGUCCAGUUCCAAGAGCCAUUAAAGGAGGCUCAUGUCUGCCUUGCUCCCCAGAAGUGCUGUAGUUAUUUCCAGGAGAAAAACAAGAAAUGACCGUCCUGUGGUGCGAUACACAUGUGCCCACAAUUGUGCCUCUGUGAGCAAAGACAGCUAGUGCUUUUGGGGCUGUAACAGCUGAGAGUGUGGCAGAGCAGUUUUUCUAUUAUUUUUAGAGUCUUGAAAGCAUUGUUCCCAAAACAAUCUUUCUCUCCUGUUUUCUGUCAUAAAGUGUGGAAGAGAGCAAAUGGAAAGGAGCAGAGGUUUCUUUAAAUUGGCUUUCCUUUUCAAAGUCUUAAAAUAUGGUCAGCUUGAUGCAUGAUACUUUAGCAACUGGAUUAGUAGCACCUCUGUUUAAGACUUCCAACAACAGAAACACUGGGCCUUGUUUUCUCAACGAGCUCACUUUUCCACCCAUCAGUCCCCAGCAGCUUGACACUCGGAUUUGCUGCCCUCAAGCACGGACCGCACAUACCUGCGAUGCCUUUCCAUGCAGGAAUGGUGUGGAAAUCUUGGUGCAGAGGCCCCUGUGCUGAAGCUCCCUCCAGGCUGUCUCCAGCCCCUCAGGGUGCCCAGGAGGAGGGGUUGCCUGCAGCCCAGUGCACCCUCGCUAGCCCUGGGGCUACCCAGCGAAGAGCCACGCAUGAGGCUCUGCAGGAGCACGCAGGCUCAGCCCUGCUCCCUCAUGGGAUCCCAUGGGACAGGGCCCACGAGGAUUUGCCCCUACAGACACCAAGUGUGUCCCAAGAAACUGCAAGGAGAGGGUGACCUCUGUCAGUGGGACCCCGGUGUGCACAGGUACCCCCAGUCCUGGAGUGGCUGCGCCAGCUCCCCCUGCGACCUCCAGCCCUGGGAACCCGGAGCAAGUGGGAACCACAACUUUGUAAAUGCUGCCCGUGCCCAAAGCACAUGCAAAGACAAAUGGGGUUUGAAAAAGAAAGAUUGUUUAUUUUCAGAAACACAGCAACAAACAUGAACUACAGAACAUUCUACAUGGUAAGAAUAUGGGGAACAGCAACAAUCUGUGGAAGGUUAUUUUAGUAAGAACACAUCUAACAAUAAUAUAUAAAACAUAUUUACAGAAGACAAAAACAAACCCUACAACCCAUAGCCCGAAGGCAACAACAAACCCUACAACCCAUAGCCCGAAGGCAACAACAAACCCUACAACCUAUAGCCCGAAGGCAACAACAAACCCUACAACCUAUAGCCCGAAGGCAACAACAAACCCUACAACCUAUAGCCCGAAGGCAACAACAAACUCUAAAACCUAGAUCCUGAGGCUAACAGCAAACUUGAAAACCUAUAUACAGGAGGUGGUGUUUCUGUCUGCAAUCUCUCUCAGACCUGGAAGAAAAGUAAGCGCCAUGGUUACUCCAGUCAGGCACAGAGGGUGGUUCAGGUGUGCCCAGGCUGGCACAUGCCGGCACAGCGGGUCUCUGCUGCCAGAACUGAGCCUGCCUGGGGCUGGGGGCUGUGCGGCCCAAAGCAAGCACAGGGCAGGCUGGGGAUGGCUGCCAGAAUCCAGUGCACGGGCUACCGUGUCCCUGAGCAGGGACCGCCCGUGGCAGCCCCAGCCUGGCAGCAGGAGACCCACUCUGCCUCUGGGGAGCACAUACCACCACUUCCAUGUCCUGCUGUGGAUCCAUCUGUAGAUCCAGCUCCAUCUCUUCCUCCUUGCCCUCUUCCAUAUCUACUUCCAUCUCUUCCUCUCCAUUCUCUUCUCCGUCCACUUCCAUCUCCUCCUCUCUCUCCUCCUCCACAUCCACCUCCAUCUCCUCGUCUCCAUGCUCUUCUCCAUCCACUUCCAUCUCCUCCUCUCUCUCCUCCUCCACAUCCACCUCCAUCUCCUCGUCUCCAUGCUCUUCUCCAUCCACCUCCAUCUCCUCGUCUCCAUGCUCUUCUCCAUCCACCUCCAUCUCCUCGUCUCCAUGCUCUUCUCCAUCCACCUCCAUCUCCUCGUCUCUCUCCUCCUCCACAUCCACCUCCAUCUCUUCCUCUCCACGCUCUUCUCCAUCCACUUCCAUGUCCUCCUCUGGAUCAAUCUGCACAUCCACUUCCAUCUCCUCGUCUUUCUUCUCCUCCAUAUCCACCUCCAUCUCCUCUUCCUCUCUCUCUGGGACAGCCUGCAGAGGUGGCAAAACCUCGGAGUGGGUUCCCUGUCCCACACCAUGUGCACGGAGCUGCAGCCCACUCAGGAUGUCCCGGGGUGUCCACCUCCAAGGAAUGGUACCGUACCUUACUCAGGACAAAUGUCACCAUCAUGCUGAGAUGGAGCCAGGCCCAAGCCAGCCAGCAGGGAGCUUUCAGGACCGAUGCAGCCUGCAGAGGUGGCAAAACCUCGGAGUGGGCUCCCUGUGCCACACAAUCCGCACAGAGCUGCAGCCCACCCAGGAAGUCCAGGGGUGUCCACCUCCAUGGAAUGGCACCGUACCUUCCUCAGGACGAAUGUCAGCAUCGUGAAGGGAUGGAUCCAGGCCAAACCCAGCCAACAGGGAGCUUUCAGGACUCAGAGGGCUUUUAGGGAGCAGGUGAGAAGCAGGGUGACAGGAGAGCUCUCGGGGCAGGCAGAAGGGUGGGCUGACACAAAGGCCAGUGAUUGUGACCUGCUCUUUGCUGGAUGCUCAAAGUGCCAGUUGGAACAUGGAAUGUGACAUCACAAAGCCCAGGAGUCCAGCGUGGACGUGAAGUGGACAAUGGAGACCAUGGAAUGAUGGGAUCCCAUGACACUUGGGCUUGGAAGGGCCCCUAAUCUUGUUCCAAGCUGAGCAAUCUUCUCCCAGACCAUGUUGCUGAGAGCCAUGUUCCCACCUGCCCUUGGAUGUUGCCAAGGAUGGGGCAUCCCCAGCCUCCGUGCACGGCCGGGGCCAGUGCCUCAUCAACCUCAGUGUAAAAGAACAUCUUGGUUAAGCGUCAGCUUCCAACUGACAUCGACCUGCUGCACUUGAAAGCCGUCUCCCCUUCUCCUCUCACCGCAGGCCCUGUUGAACGCUCUGUCCCCAUCUUUCCCACGGCACACUUCAAGCCCUGCACAGCUGCACUGAGGCCUCCGCAGCGCCUCUUCUUUCCAGGCUGAGCGUGCCCAGCCCCACAUGGACAGCAGUCAGUGAGAUCAGCGGCAGUCAAGGCUGAAGGGUCGCAAAUAGCACCAGGAACUGAGAGAUGGGAGCUUUAGAGCCCGGGUUGUCUGAAAAUGUCCAAAAUGAAUACUGGUGGAGGGCAAGAUGGUGACACACUGGCUUCAUUCUCGAUGGGGAAUAUUUUCUUUUUCUCCCUGCUUUUCUGUCAUGCUGACCAAGGUUUUGCUGUUGGAAAGGAAGCUUGGCACAAUAAUUGUCCAUUUGUGAGCCACCGAGCAGAGUUUGGGCAGGCUGAUGAUGCAGGGCAAAACCUGAAAGUAUCGUGGUGAUCCUGAGCCUGGGGGCUGCAGUUAAUCCCAGUCAAAAGUAAUUUCUGCAAAGCUGAGCCUGGUUUACAUGUUCUAGAGUUUGACUGUGCCAACUUCACCAGUCAUUUAUAACAAAGCAAACAAAAAACUCAAACCAAAACAGAAAAAAACAAACCAACCAACCCAAACAAAUAGGUACAAAACUCCCAAUAAAACCAAAGAGAAUGAGGAGUCAGUAUUAGUGGGGAGGAUAUCACAGCAGGCCAAUGGCUGUUUCCCACAGGAUCACCAUAAAAGGCCACAUAUAACAGCUGCUCCAAAAUAUACCCAACAGCAGGAAUAGAAGAAGUGAUGCAUGGCAACUCUGGGGGCAGCUCUGUGUUUAGGUGGAGGAUAAGCAGGCAGUGGUACAGAUGCAGCAUUCCCCACCCUCCAGACUUCUGUUUACUGCUGAUGAAAGACACUUGGACUACUGUGGCCCCUCUCAGUGCAAUGUAAAUCAUUCCCACAGCUCUCCGUUGAGUCCCUGGCAUUUCCAGAGUGAGAUCCAGGUAAAAGUGAUUUGAAAAAAAAACCACGAGGAGCAGCCCGAGUCAGACACCUUCUUCACAGAAGUAAUGGUGAAUGCUCAUUUUACUGAGGGUACACAGGGUUCUUUUAUACAUAUAUCAUUCUAGUGCAUAAACUGUUCACGCGGCAUUUUACUACUGGCUAUUGGCUAUCUCCUCGUGUCCACGAGCUCCAG